CUAAAUUUCAAAAAUACGGCAGUCAGUCUCUUCUCCGGCCAAGUAGAAAGUUCAAAAACACGACGCUUCUCCUCUCCGUCUAUUUUUCCGGCUAAGCUAAGCUUAAAUUCGAAUGGCUUUCUUUACCAAAGCUGGGAACAUUCUUCGGCAGGCUGUUAGCAAGCAGCACAUCAAUCAUGAAAUAUCUGCAUCCAAGCCUUCAAUUUUUCAACUUAUUAGAUGCAUGUCUUCUUCAAAACUUUUUGUGGGAGGAAUCUCAUGGAACACGAAUGAUGACGCUCUCAAACAAGCUUUCAGCAAGUACGGAGACGUUGUUGAAGCAAGAGUAAUUGUGGAUCGCGAAACUGGAAGAUCUAGGGGAUUUGGCUUCGUUACUUUCAAUAGUUCUGAGGAUGCCAGCGCUGCUAUCCAGGCUUUGGACCAACAGGAGCUUGAUGGUCGUAGGAUUAGGGUAAAUAUAGCAAACGACAGGACAAGAGGAUACGGAGGAGGUGGUGGUGGAGGAUUUGGAGCUGGUGGUUAUGGUGGCGGUGGUAAUUAUGGAGCUGGUGGUUAUGGUGGUGGUAGUAAUUAUGGAGGUGGUGGUUAUGGUGGUGGUAGUAAUUAUGGAGGUGGUGGUUAUGGUGGUGGUGGCAAUUACGGCAGCGGAGGUGGUGGUGAUGCUAAUGUUGCCGGUAGUUAUGGAAGCGGAGAAAGCAGCUUUGGCUUUGGGACAAGUGGCGGGAACAACUUUCCAAGUGGUGACAGCUAUGCCAGUGAAAACCAGAACUUAGGUGCUGCUGCUGCAGGCAGUGGUGACACUUAUGGUACCGGCGAGGCUGCGAGCAACAGUUUCACGAGCAGCUUUGGCAGCAAUGAUCAAUUUGGCAAUGUUGAUACCAGUAACCAAGCUGAAACUGGUGAUGCUAAUAGCCCAGUUGGUGCAGGUGAAGAUUUCAGAGAUGACAAUGUUGAGGCCGGUGAUUAUGCCAACAGAAGAGCCUGAAGGUUCCCUUGUAAGCCUUUUGCUGCCUAAUGCUAUUGAUAAUGAGAAGAAAUGGAUGGAAGAUGACCUCUCUUCCUUACAUUGCUUAGCAGUUUACCUCUUUCAUAAACUAUCUUUUUCUCACCCUAGCUCUAUUUCUCUCUCUUCCGUAUUUGUCUUGAGAUUUUUGUUCCAUUUUGCUUUUAUUUAAACUCAGUUUGGAUGCUAAAUUUGGCUGUAUAAAUCUAAUUGACAUCCCUCUUUCCCGUGGGGAAAUAGAGAGGAAGUCUCAACGGUAAAUGUAGACUGGUUAUUAUUAUCAUCUUCUUCCUGUGUCUUGUUGAA
Molecule: messenger RNA, 1309 nt
Organism: Nicotiana attenuata
Lineage: Eukaryota; Viridiplantae; Streptophyta; Magnoliopsida; Solanales; Solanaceae
Product: glycine-rich RNA-binding protein 2, mitochondrial-like
Exons: 5
Coding region: 113-985 (290 amino acids)
Molecular function (GO): RNA binding
Source: RefSeq, a predicted model, not a curated record